GUUCGAGACUAUCUUGACAGUAGGUCAAAUUUUCAAACUUUUUGAAAAAAGUCAUAUUUGACUAGUUUACUGGCUUAUGACUUGACUAAUUGACUUUAACUUUGUGAUAUAACUAUGCCGAAACGACGUUCUAGUAGUAGAAGUUCAAUAGAACCAUCUCCUAAGCGCACGCAAGGUGAAACAAGUGAUAAAUCAACAAGAAAAAGUGGGCGUUUCCCCUCAGUGGGCGAUAAUAGGGAACCAAGUACAUUCGUUAGUUGGGGACCCUUUCUUGCUGAUAGACAGUGGGGCACUGUGAGAGAGGAUUACUCCAAGGAUGGAGAUUACUGGGCCAGUUUUACAUAUGAUGACGCCAGAGGCCGUGCUUAUCGCUGGGGUGAAGAUGGAAUCAUGGGAAUAUGUGAUGAUAAGUCUCGUCUCUGCUUGUCCCUUGGGCUCUGGAAUGGGAAGGACCCUCAUAUCAAAGAGAGGUUCUUUGGUCUUGGAGGCAAACAAGGAAACCAUGGUGAAGAUGUAAAGGAAUGCUACUAUUACCUUGACAGCAAUCCACAACAUAGUUACAUGAAGGCCCUCUAUAAGUACCCCCAAGAACUAUUCCCAUAUGAGAAUUUAGUUGAGGAAAAUGCAAGUAGAGGAUUAAACGAUCCUGAAUAUGAACUGAUAGAUACAGGUGUAUUUGAGAAUGACAAGUACUGGGAUGUUUUCAUGGAGUAUGCUAAGACUACUGAUGGAUCCAUACAGUGCAGAGUUACUGUACACAACAGAGGGAAUAAAGAGGCAGAGGUACAUGUUAUACCUCAGAUAUGGUUCAGAAACACAUGGUCAUGGGGUGAAGGUCACCCAGGUAGAACAACAGAGGUGCCAUCUAUUCAGCUCAAGGAUGGUGACUUUCUCUGUGACCAUGAAGAUAUGGGUAGUUUCACAUUGAUGUCAGAAAAGUCUUAUUCUGGAAAUGAAGGAGAUUUUAUGUUGACCAAUAAUAUAACAAACAGUGGAGAGAAUGAAGGACCUUUUAAAGAUGGCUUUCAUAAAUACAUAGUUGAUGGCGACAAAUCUGCUGCUUUAACUAAAGAUGGAGCCACUGGCACUAAAGCUGCUGUUUGCCAUAAGUUGCUAGUGCCACCUGGUGGUGAAAGUACUGUAAGGUUCAUCAUCUCAGCAGGAGACACAACUGGUAACCAUGGCAAUGUGUUUGGAAGACAGUUUGAGAAAGGAUUUGAAACUGAAUCCCAGAAAACUGAUGCAUUUUACCAAAAGGUAUUACCUCCCACACUAUCCAGUGAGCAGAGAAAGGUCUCAAGACAAGCUUAUGCUGGUCUGCUCUGGACUAAGAUGUUCUAUCACUUUGAUGUCAGAAAAUGGAUAAAUGGGGAUGAUGUCGCAGUUGAACUUCCCGAAAGCAGGAAGACUGGAACCAAUCACGAGUGGAAGCAUUUGUACAAUUGUGAUGUCAUAUCUAUGCCCGAUAAAUGGGAAUUCCCUUGGUAUGCAGUUUGGGACUUGGCCUUCCACAUGAUUCCAUUCUCAGACAUUGAUAGGGAAUUCACCAAGAAACAACUUUUACUCUUUCUGAAUGAGGGCUAUAUGCAUCCUAAUGGGCAGUUGCCGGCCUAUGAGAAUAACUUCAGUGAUGUCAACCCUCCUGUGCAUGCCUGGGCUUGCCUGAACGUGUACAGAGAUGGCCAGAAAGAGGGCAGCACUGAUGUUGUCUUCUUGAAGAGGUGCUUCAAUAAACUUCUGCUCAAUUUUGCUUGGUGGGUGAACAAGAAAGACCCAACAGGCAAACAUUUGUUCUCAGGGGGAUUCCUAGGCAUGGACAAUGUGGCAGCUUUUGAUAGAUCUGACCCUCCAUUUCAUGAAGGAAACCUAUUCCAGGCUGAUGGCACAGGUUGGAUGGCAUUCUUUGCCCUGACAUUGUUUGAGAUGUCAGUAGAGUUGAGUCAUCAUGACGUGGCAUACAUUGACCAAGCUGUCAAGUUUUAUGAACAUUAUCUCUGUAUUGUGAAGGCCAUCAAUGGGACGGAGGAUCACCAAGGUCUUUGGUGUCCAGAUCAUAAGUUCUACUAUGAUUGCUUCCAAAUUGAAGAUGAGUUCAAACGCCUUCAUACCCGUUCCCUAUCUGGUAUAGUGCCUUUGUUUGCAACCUUGACUUUUGAUAUGUCAAAGGUCGGUGAUUUACCCGAGUUAACAAAGCGUCUUGAUGCAUUGCUUGAGAGACGAGUGGAUUUAAAAGAAAAGGUCUCACAAAGAGACUCCGUUCAAUUUCUGUCAAUUCCUCGGAAAGACAAACUAGAAAGCAUACUUUCCUACCUCUUAGAUGAAGAUGAAUUUUUGUCUCCAUAUGGAAUACGAUCUUUGUCAAAGGUACAUAAGGAGAACCCUUACAGCAUUAUCUUCAAUGUUCAGGUACAUAGUGGUGGUCCAAUAUUCCACAUGGAUAUGGGGGAGAAAGAAUACAGUGUGUCAUAUGCUCCAGGGGAAUCUAAUACUGAUAUGUUUGGAGGAAACAGUAACUGGAGGGGACCAGUCUGGAUAUGUAUGAACUACCUCAUAAUUGAGUCUCUUGAGAAGUUUGAUAGUUUCUAUGGUGAUGACCUGAAAGUAGCAUUUCCUACCCGCUCAAAACAAAAGCUGAGAUUGCGAGAUGUCGCUAAAGAAUUAUGUCGGCGAAUUAGCAAAAUAUUUCUACCUAAUGCCAAAGGAGCUAGACCAUGUCACGGAAAUAAUGACAAAUAUGCUGCUGACCCCUAUUGGCGAGAUCUGGUGCUAUUCAAUGAAUAUUUCCAUGGGGACUCGGGGCAGGGGCUUGGAGCCAGUCACCAGACAGGUUGGACAGCCCUAAUUACAAAGAUCCUGGAGAAAGCAGGCCCAGUAUAAUGCUAGACAAUUUUACCAAUAUUAAGGACAUAGUGGAGGGGAUGGUAAUGGAAUCUGGAUGUUUGAGCCAAAUUAUAUACUCGUUCAAGAGACUUGAAACUGAAUGUACCAUUAUGCAAAACCUGUUCCAAAUUACCAUUUCUGGACAUAAUGACUC
Owenia fusiformis is the source of this 3034-nucleotide messenger RNA. The record is from the annotation of a GenBank genome assembly. Lineage: Eukaryota; Metazoa; Annelida; Polychaeta; Sabellida; Oweniidae.